CAUCUCGGGUGGAAAUGGACGGAAACGCUCGUGACGUUGACGUCCUGCUGUUUCCGGCGACAGCAAACGGUCCUGGCUCCAAUGAGAAACAAACAGAUCUUUAAUUUUUAUGGAGGAUGAUGGAUGCCCCCGCCCCUGAUCAGAGUCAGCCCUCCUGUCGGCUGUGGGCGAUCCAGAAUGGCUGGUCUACAGCUGAACCUCCAGGACCUGUCAACAAUCCUCUGCCCAGUUUUCAUCAACUCAAUCUGGAAUCUCUCCCCCACCACCAGACCCCCAGCUUCAACCGUCUGCAGUCACCUAGAAAUGACUCCAAGAGUGACUCUGCAGCCUUUUCAGCAACAAACCGCAGCGAUUACAGCAUGCAGGACGUUAACAGUGCUGAUCAGAGUGUGCAGCAAAGCUUUACUGAUCCUCUCGUCUCAUCCACAUUUCCAGCAACAAGCCAAGGAAGGAAUCUGCCUCCGUGCUCUCUUCCACUUCUGAAUGAAGGGCCGCAGCAUUUCAGCCCCCAACAAAUGCCAUUCAAGUCCCCUCACAGCCCUUACCAGUCAUCAUCUCCCCAGUUCCAGCCUCUGCACACACAUCAGGGCGUCCUGCAUGCACCUCAAUCACCAAAUGAAAAUCAUCUUCAUGUUAGUCCUCCAGUAGUUGGACAAUAUUUAAACCAGAGGCUUAGCCCUCAGCCUGCAUCUGACUGGGUUAAUGUGGCCUCUUCAUCUGGAUCUGAUCAUCACAAACUUGUCUCACCAGCGUCUCCCAUCCAGCACCAACCUCAGUGGAUGCUUCCAGCUCACCCUGGAGGAACCAACUUUGAUCCGAACGCAGCUCCACAGGAUGGAAAUCUGACUCCACAGUCUCCUAACUCUGAGUCCCGUUACGGCCUUGACCCUAAGCUGUUACCCAGCGCUGUGAAGGUGAUGGAAGAGGACAAGGCGGAGUGGGAGGGCAAGGUCUUCGUCUCGGAGCAUUUUUCACAACUUCCUCCUCUGCCAACUACUCCGUGCGUCAUCGAGGACAAAGGUAAUGCUAGUCCGUUAGCAAUCCGCUCCACUACGUACUGCGUGCCCUGUGAUGGGCAGACGGUGCUGCUCAGCCGUCUGCCUCUGGGAGCACUGGUUACCCCUCUUGUGAAACAAAAAGCACCCGUGCCUUUGUGCGACGACACAGACUGUGUUGCUGGUUGCUGUUGGUGCGGUGCGUCGAUGUGUCCCGUGAUGAGCUGGCAGGACUGUGGGCAAAGGUUUUACUGCCCCUUCUGUGGGAAACUCAGCGAAGUGUCGUGGAAACACUACCAGCCUACCAAAGGGGCAGCGGGGGUCCGGGUCGAUAAAGACAAAAGACCUGAGCUCAGUUUGGGGUCGUACGAAACACUUCACUCUGAAAGGGGGGAACCUGCUGCGCUGCUUUUAGCAAUAGACGUGUCUGCCUCAGCACUGAGAGGCGGACAUUUAGAGUUUGUAACACAACAAAUACACACUUUGCUGGCCUCUUUACAAAAGGAGGAGGGUCAUCCUUUGUCAGACGUCCAUGUUGGUUUGAUAACGUACGACAGCAGGGUCCACCUGUACGACCUGAGUCCAGACCUGUCCCGCCCUCACAUGCUGGUGGUCACAGAGACUGAAGACCUGCAGCUUCCUGUGAGGGCGGGGCUUCUGGUGUCCCUCAAAGACUGCUCAGAAAGUCUCAGCAGCGUUUUGCAGCUCAUUCCUCAGUUCAGUGCAGAGAGUGACGAGUCCAGUGGAGUUUCCAUCCAGCUUCCUGUUAGAGCCGGGCUAGCUGUACUGCAGGGUCUGAAGUGUACCGGGAAGCUGUUGAUCUUUCAUUCUGCUGCUCUGAUGGAGACAGGAAACACAAACUCUGCCUCAGGGUUCUUUGGCACCAACAAACCAAAGACAAUCUUUCAGCCAUCUGAACAAGCCGUCUCAUUGGCUAAGGAGUGCGUCGACCAGGGAUGCGGCGUUCACAUGUUUGUCCUCUCACAGCAAGAUGUGGGCGGGGCUUGGCCGGGACACGUUCCUUACCUUACAGGUGGAGCCUUGCACACCUACAGCUACCUCCAGGGUGAACUGGACAGAGAGCGUUUCGGCGCUGAUCUGAAGACGCUUGUGGAGAAGGACACCGGCUACAAGGCUGAGCUCAGGAUAUUUGUCAGCAAAGAUUUACGUGUCUCCAGUUGUUAUGGGUUGUUUGUGCCCGGUCCUAGUCCUGGACAUAUCACCAUGGCAACAGUGGAUGAGAAGACAACGCUGGCGGUAAACCUCACACACACCCGAGCUUUGGAUGAGGCGAGAGGAGCGGCCGUACAGGUGGUCUUGUCCUACAGUUCCCUGACAGGCGAGAGGAGAACCAGAGUCCACACCCUGACCUUAAGAUGCUCCCCCCACCUGCAGGACACGUUCAGGAACUACCAGGCCCAGACACUGCUCACCUUUUACUGCAAGAAGAUGUACUGUGCCGUGCUGGAGCGUCCUCUGCAGGAGCUGAGGGAGGAGCUGCAGACGGAUGUAACCGAAGCGUUGGCCUCUUACCGCAAACACUGCUGCUCCUCUUCAGCAUCAGCUGGACAGCUGGUUCUUCCUCGGUUCCUGCGAGCUCUUCCUGUUUACAUCAACAGCCUGAGGAAGAGCGAGGUGCUGCUGCCAGGCCUGAGGAGCUCCGUCCACCAGAGGCUGCAGCAGCGCUGCCAGGUCCUCGGCCUCGACACCUGCAGCACCGUCAGACACUUCUACCCCCAGCUGCUGCCCGCGCCACGUUCAGCAGACGUGUCCAAGCCUCCGACUCCAGAGGAGGCGCUGCGCUGCACCGCUGCGAGCCUGGAGCCCGGCGGUCUCUACCUGCUUCACGCUCCCCUCACUCUGCUGCUCUGGGUGGGCAGCCAAGUCCCAGCAUGCACUCUGGGUGAGCUCUUCAACACCAGCUGCUUUUCCUCUCUGCCGUCUGGAGAGACCAAGCUGCCAGCUCUGGAAACUCCUCUCUCCAUCAGCGUUCGAUCUCUCAUCAGUUCACUGAACUCCGAGGCGUCCUGCGCUCGCAAGCUGUUGGUGGUGAAGCAGGGCGACACCUGUGAGGAGGUGCUGCAGCGCGUCCUGGUGGAGGACAAGAGUCCCAACGGAGGCGCGAGCUACGCCGACUUCCUGUAUCAUCUCCACGUCAACUCGGUCCGACUCCUGCAGUGACGCGCGUCCGUUUUGGUUCUUAGAACAAAUCAUCAGUUUAUUCACCUCAAACUGAAACAUCCGAGACAAUAAAGAACAUAAAACUCAAAGAAUAAACGAUUUGCUAUCGUUAAAAAAGAACAAAUUUUAAAAACAUUUAAAGCCUGUUGACUG
Messenger RNA from Nematolebias whitei (Rio pearlfish), 3329 nucleotides. RefSeq names its product protein transport protein Sec24C. Gene Ontology annotation, molecular function: zinc ion binding; SNARE binding. The record is from RefSeq and is a predicted model, not a curated record. Gene Ontology annotation, biological process: intracellular protein transport; COPII-coated vesicle cargo loading; endoplasmic reticulum to Golgi vesicle-mediated transport. Bases 117 to 3176 code for a protein of 1019 amino acids. Lineage: Eukaryota; Metazoa; Chordata; Actinopteri; Cyprinodontiformes; Rivulidae. Gene Ontology annotation, cellular component: COPII vesicle coat; endoplasmic reticulum exit site. The transcript is spliced from 21 exons.